Molecule: messenger RNA, 5229 nt
Organism: Myxocyprinus asiaticus (Chinese sucker)
Lineage: Eukaryota; Metazoa; Chordata; Actinopteri; Cypriniformes; Catostomidae
Product: zinc finger BED domain-containing protein 4-like
Exons: 2
Coding region: 2267-3043 (258 amino acids)
Source: RefSeq, a predicted model, not a curated record
ACAUGGCAGAGAAAAUACCUUGGAUACAUUAGAUGGAGUUCUAGAAAGAUGAGAGAUGUAACGGUGCAUAAGUCUGUUUUAAGCGUUUCUCUUCACUCUAUAGAUGAUAUUAUUACACAAAGCAUUUUUGCAUUUUCUGCCUUUCUUGCUGUUUUAUGAGGGAGCGCCACGAUGUGACGAGGAAAUUCGAUUUCUCCAACGUUGCACGCUUGCGAUGAAGACCGCUUUGUUGAUAUAAACAGGAGCAAUAGUUUUAUCACAUCGCUCGCUAAUAGAGACAUGGUAUAACACAAUUCGCAUGUUCAAUUAACAGGUUUAUGGACAUGACCACGAUAAUUUUUCUGACCUCGAUAUUGCCCAUUGUGUUUACAUGUGUGUUUGUUUACAUAAGAAUUAAUGUAAACAAAUGAACCCAUUUAUAAAUGUAAAAUCUAAAGUUCAGUAAAUAUGCGCUCUGCUCGCACUCACAAGCUGCUGAACGCUGCACCAAGAGUGAGGGGAGAGGGCGACGCAGUGGAGGGAAUUCCCUGCAUUUUGAAAGUGAAAUAUGCGGGAAUGAUUAAAACUGUGCUCAAUCCCCACUAUCCCACACUAUUGAGCUAACAUUCGUUAUUCAGAUUUAAUUAGGCUACUUGUCUGGUCGGGCAAGUCAAUUUCUCUUUAACUUGCCCAUUCAAAAUUACCACUUGUCCCGGACAAACUUUAAUGUCGAGCCCUGUAUUAAAACACCUAUUAGCCUCGAGUAACACGUAAUCUUCACCUGUCGCUGACCGCUCUGUGUGUGUGUGGAGGAGCUGCCUGAGCCCCACCUCUGACAAAAAAAAAAGCAGAUGAGAGCACAGAAGCUGCGCCACUGGCUAAAAUGUUGGUGACAUUCAUUCUUAUGUAAACAAACAUGCAUGUAAACACAAUGGGCAAUAUCGAGGUCAGCAAAAAUGAUCGCAGUCAUGUCCAUAUAUUGUACGAUAAGUCGAUAACGUAAUUACUGUGACAGGCCUAAUUACAAUUCAAAAGGCUCUUUUUGCAACUGUACCUGUAAGACUUCUAUAUGUAAAUGACCAUUAUGAUUCACAGACCAUUUUUUUGCAUGUGUAAACUACUGGUGUUGUGUGUCAGGGCAUGUCAAGUUACUAAAUACUGAAUAGGUGUCGAUAUAUGGGCAAUCAUCUUGAUGAGCUCUUGAUUUAUGAAUGAGUCAUAUAUUUUUAUAAAUGGUCUGGGUUAAUUGGGGAGGAAGUUUGAGGUUUGAAAGUAUGUUCUCACUAGGGAUGUCCCUCUCCGAUCCACGUCAUCAAUAUCGGGCUGAUACUGGCCCAGAACGCUAGAUCGGAGGGGAGAAAAAAAUAUGAUCCGAUACCUAUCCAACACAAAUCAUGGGAAAAUCUUGCUUAAACCAUCACCUAAAUGCUUGUAUAUUAGCAUUUGCCGUGCUGCGACAUCCAGUCAAGCGGCACAGCCUGUCACGUGAUAACAGUAGUAGCCAAUUAUAGUCGCAUGAGUAUAAUAGUUAGCUAACUUACAGAAUAGUCAUGUCAGCGGUGUGGAAGUAUUAUAACCUUAAAGAGGAAAAAAGUCCAACGGUCGAAAGCAAAAUUUGCAACGCAAAUGUUUCGAGGUGUGGCAGUGCUGUUGGUCGGUUUAACACCACAAACUUAAUUGAGCAUUUGGAAAAACACCACAUGGAAAAACACCUGGAAUUUCUGCAAGCAACAGCUGCAAAGAAGAGUAAAACGCCCCAACAGCAGACAUUGCUGGAAUCAAUAAAAAGUCGAGAGAAACUCCCCCCAUGCAGCAACAAGGCGAAAUUGAUAAUGGAGAAACUAGUUCAGUUUAUUUUCCUGGAGGACCAACCCCUUUCGGUGGUAGAAAAUUUGGGGUUUCGACGCUUAAUUGAGCAUCUCGAGCCUCGCUAUACUUUGCCCAGUCGCCAUUAUAUAACGGAAAAGGUCAUCCCUCAUAUGCACAAUGAAGUUUGCGAUUUCCUCUCCAAACUCUUGGAGAAUGUAGGUGCGGUUAGUCUCACAACAGACAUCUGGAGCUCAGACGUGAGUCCAAUGUCCUUGUUGAGUCUGACCGUGCAAGGGAUAGACUCUGAUUUUACCUUGAAAAAAGCUGUGUUGCAUGCCCGAGAGUUUCGUGGCUCGCACACAGGGGAUUCUAUUAUGGCAGCCAUUGAGGAGAUGCUGCGUGAAUGGAAGAUUAAUAAAAACAUGUUUACAAACUACAUGUAGUUUUAAGGGACAAUGCAAAAAACACGAAGGCGGCCAUGGAUCAACUUGGCGUGGCGAGUUUAGGAUGCUUCGCUCGCACACUGCAGCUAAUUGUACACGAGGGACUGUUGUCGCAGCACAGUGUAAGUGAUGCAUUGGCCAAUGCGAGAAAAAUUGUAGGCCACUUUAAACACUUACCCCUUGCCUAUUCACGGUUAGAAGACAUCCAAGUAGAGCUAAAUAUGCAGCCUAAGCAUCUGCAGCAGGAUGUCCAAACUAGAUGGAACAGCUCCCAGUACAUGAUUGAAAGCCUCAUUGCGCAAAAACGGACACUAUCUGCAUAUACAGCUGAAUACGACCUGAGAGCCACACUGACAGCAAACCAGUGGGGGCUGUUGGAGAAGGCUUCCACGGUUCUGGCCCCUUUUGAGAUGACGACAAGGGAGGUGAGUGCCUCCUCCGCAUCUGUAGCUGAUGUCAUCCCCAUUGUGUUCUCAGUCGGGAAAACGAGGCUGAUCAGGGGAUUAAGACAAGACAUGAAAUGUACCCUCCUUGACGCAGUCAACAGACGUUUUAAUGACGUGGAAUCUGAGCCAUUAUACUCGGUUGCUACUCUGCUGGAUCCACGUUACAAAGACAGGUACUUUACAAAUGCAGACACUUUGAGACUUGGAAAAGAAGCAUUAAUGGCAGAGGUAGGAAAGAUGGAGGAAGUGUUGAAGACUACAUCUGAAACUACAGCCUCCGAGCCAGCAGACAAAACUCCACGGACGGAGGCUUUAGGCACAAGUACCAGCAGCCUUGGCAGUAUCUUUGAUGAAAUCCUGGAGUAGAGCCAAGUAUUACCUGUUCCUAAGAUAACCACAAGUGCACAAAUUCAAGUGGAGACCUACCUAAGUGAUGCAAAUAUUCCACGGUCAGACAAUCCCUUGCUUUACUGGAAAGUAAACCAACCUCGACUGCCCUCCCUGGCAGCCACGGCAGCUAAGUUUAUCUGUGCUCCCUGCACAAGUGUAGAGAGUGAGAGGCUCUUUAGCACCGUCUCAAAUGUUAUUGAUGAAAGAAGGAGCAGGCUGACGUCAGAGACCGCUGAAAAACUAAUCUUCCUAAAGAAGAAUCUGCCCCUCAUGGUUAUGUGAGCAAACGUAAAACAUGUUCAAGAGCUUUGUUGCAGAGAAACGGCACCUGUGAAAGUGAUUUUUUUAUUUUAUUUUUUAUAAUUGUUAAAAAUAAAGCAACUAGGUCAGUAAGGUUAAGGUUUAAACUGUUUGUUAAUGUUAUGUUAUUUAUUUGGAAAGUUAUACAUAUUUAUGGCUUACAGUGUCAUUUUGUUAUUACUACUGUGAUUUGCACAUAGCUGCACUGUAAGGGAUAGUUUUGUAUUUAUUUAUUUGUUUAUUUACAAUGCUGAAUGCUGCUGUUUAAAUAGUUUUAACUUUAAACCUGUUGGUAGCUUUAAGUACUGCAGUACCUGUUUUUUUGUGUGUGUGUUUUUGUAUUGUUUGAAUAAAAGGUGGCAAUCUUUCAUAAUGAACUGUUGUUGUGGACUAUAUACUGGAGAAGUAUUUGUUCUCCAUUUGAGUGAGAUGUUUUAAGGUGGCUAAUAAAACAAAAUAUCGGAUUGAUAUCGGUAAAUAGCCAAAGCUGCGGCAUCGGUAUCGGAAGUGAAAAAGUGGUAUCGGACAUCCCUAGUUCACACCGUACACCAAACAUUUAUUUCAACAAGAAAAGAAGCAAGAAAAAUCUUUUUUUCAUUGAAAUGAUCACUUUAAAGGUGCAAGCAGUCACUAUGCAUGUUGUCUUGGACAUACACGGACACCAAGUGGCAUGAAUGCAGCAUCAUUCAAAUGCUAAAGUUUUCAGUUACCAAUGCCAUUGUAGAAAUGUACUAUCACAGUCAGCCAUGAUUACUUAAUUCAUGAGUGAAAGUGUCCAAUAACAGGCCGGUAACUGAGAUGUAGUAAUUGGCUGGUCAUGUGAUCAUAUCAUGGCAGCCUCCAUAAGGGGACCCUCUCCAUGUAGAAUAAAACAGCUUUUAUAAGGUUUAUAAAAGACUGGAGUCUUCAUCUCAUGUGAGCAUCCCAUGAUUUUAUACAUUUCACAAUUACCAUUCAUUUCUUACUGAGUACAGAUUUUUUUAAUGAGGAAAAUAUUGAGUGCAUCUUUAAAGACAACAUAAAACCAAAAUGGUCCUUAUUUUCUUUUUCUUGUUGAAUGUCCUGUUUCCCUUGGAAAUGCCACAAUAUGGAAGUACAAUGGGUUGCAAGUGGCAUUUCAUGUUGACUUAAAAGACAAAAUUGAAACCUGAAAAUGUGAACUAUUCCCUUAAACCCUUUAAGCUUUGCUGCAUAUUUUGGCUGCUGUCUGCAAUUUUUAACACCUAAAUUUAAAAGCUCACCUUAUACACAUACAGUGGACUAACUGCAAAAUAUUGGUCUCAUUUUACAGAAAAACACCCAAAUUUGAAAAAAGGUUUCAAUAAUUCAUAAAUAACAUUUUAUUUGUUUACAAUCUUAUGAUGAACAUACAUUAUUAUUAUCCUGUCUUUGAAAGCCUGUGAUUCAGGCUCUGUCCCUGCAAAAAGUGUUCGUUCAUUCCACUAGGAAGUACUAGGAAAAAGAAAUCUAGCGAAAUCACAUUCCAACACAAUAUACAGAUCUGAAGUGCUGGUGGGGCUCUGACACAGCGACUAAUGAAUAUCUCGGCCCGAGUGGACUAGAAGCUUAAUUUAGGUAAAAGCUGAGAUCAUUAGAACACAUUCGUAAGAAUAAGAGCUUUCAGUUAACGUAUGUCUUUAGUAUGUAAGUGCUAUUUAAAAACUAUUCAUAUUUAAGCGUCAUUGCCACAGGGAGGCAUUCAUUUGUUACACCAAAGAAUUCAGUCAUGUUAUUUUAUGUGACAUAAAUGCAAAUGUGAUUGAGUUCUGUGAAAACUUCAGAUUCUACGUAUUUAAAUGGUAGCACAGUGGACUUUUUCAUCUGUAAACGUCUUACAUACUCCUGUCUCUGCCCAUGGAGUU